Messenger RNA from Triticum aestivum (bread wheat), 2715 nucleotides. RefSeq lists its product as uncharacterized. Gene Ontology annotation, molecular function: protein binding. The record is from RefSeq and is a predicted model, not a curated record. The transcript has a single exon. NCBI's taxonomy places the organism in Eukaryota, Viridiplantae, Streptophyta, Magnoliopsida, Poales, Poaceae. The coding region runs from base 1204 to 2499 and encodes 431 amino acids.
CGGCAAUGAUCCGAGAGGCACGUUCCUCUUCGUCGAACAGUCCCCUAUGUUCUCCGGCAACUCGAUGGGGGAGAACUCCAUGGUGACCACGUCAAGAGCACGCAUGGUGGCCCUAUCUUUGAUUCCCCAGUAUAUAGAGCCGUUGGCGCGCCACACCAUUUGGCUGUAGCCAAUGCCGGUGGCUGUGGUGCGCAUGCGUCAGCCACCAUGGCUGCCCGAGGAGAAGAGGCAGACUAGGUUCUCGUUGACGACUGCGAGGACCCUGAAGUUGGACAAGGUCAUGCGACAGGUGGUGUCGGUAGGCGUGAAGAAAAGAUUCCAGACUUGACGGCCAAUGGACCCCCUGGUGGCGCCGCGUGAGCGGAUCGCAGACAAGGAGGUCAAAGUAGCAGGACGAGGUGUUGCCCCGGUAGGUGGUCCUCACGAGGAGGAGAAGGCCACUGCGGCUGUCAAAGACCUUCGAGCAGUAUCCUCCGGGGAGGAGGUCGAGGGUGAAGUGGCGGCUGUCGCUAGCGGAGGCCGGCGAGGAGGGGACGAAGACGGGGGCGUUCGACCUCAGCCCCGAAGCUGACAUUGUACCCGUCCCAGUGGUAGUCGCCCACGCGCGUCGCGUGUGGGUGGGCCGAUCGGAGCCACGUGAGGAAUCCAACGUCGGCGACGACGCGGCACCAGUGCCUGCACACGGCGGCGGCGCGGACGAGCGACGGGGAAGGGCCGAGGCCGCGAGGCGGAGCAGGACGCUCUCGAAGAUGUGGGCUGGGAGGUCGAUCGUGCACGGUCGUCGCAGCCCCGGCCUCUUUCCACGUCUGCUAGGAGCUGUUCAUUCGCCGGCGACGUCCCUCCGCCGUGGUCGCCAUCGCGCGGCGCGAGAUCUAUCUUCGACGUUCGUCGGGUCAGGUAAGUGUAAGACGCACCCGCGCGGCGCGGUUGGUGGCUUGGUUAAACGAAACUGGCCGGUGCGUGCGGGUUUGGCGCGGUCGAUCCGAAGUUUGCGCGCCCACCAAGUUGUUGUGAUAAUGUGAUAUCUGCUUCCUUUUACGUACCGGAUCAAGUUUUAUUUUCCAUCUAUAUCUACAGUUCUACACCUAUUUGGUGUAUAGCCCGAGCUGUUUCUAUUUUUAGAUCCGUGUGAUCACGAAGCGACUUGGAGGGCGCGGCACGUACGCCUGCACGCACACGUACCGCUUUUAACGCAGGGGCAAGAUGAGACCGAGCCCGGCCGGCCGCGAGAGAGAUCUCACGUAUCGACACGUAAUGGCGACGGCGGCGGAGGGACGUCUCCGGCGAAGGAACAAGUCCAAGAAGAAAAGGGAAGAGGCCAGGGAGACGACCGUGCUCGACCUCCCCGACCACCUCUUCGAGCGCGUCCUCCUCGUCCUCGGCCCUUCCCCAUCCCUCGUCCGCGCCGCGGCAACAUGCAGGCGGUGGUGCCGCGUCGUCGCGGACGCCGGCUUCCUCGCGCGUCUGAGUUCGGUCCACGGGCUCACGAUACAUGCUGGGGACUACUGCCUCGAAUUCGGAGACACACCCAAUUACUUCGGCUUCGUCCCCUACUCGUCGGUUGUGCCUCCCGGACGCUUCUCCCUGGACUUCCUUCCGGGCACAGAGCACUCCUGGGCGCUCAAAGAUAGCCGCGGCAGCCUCCUCCUCCUCUCCAGUGGGAUGAGCCGGGACCGGGGCUGUGCCCGUGGCUCCUUUGGUUAUGACCUCCAGCUCGUCGUGUGUGAGCCGCUCACACGGCGCUACCAGGGGAUCCUUUGGCCUUCGGACGUGGCUGACUAUUAUCAAGAAGUACACCUAAUCGACAUCGAGGACGAGGCCGGAAAUCGCCGAGGCAACAUGUCCAACUUCAGGAUCCUAGCCAAGGUCAACGAUAAUCUGGCCUGCGUGUUCUCCUCCGGCAGUGAUGGCGGCUGGCGUCUAAAGCGCACCCAGGCCACCAUCACCGGUACAAAACCAUGGUUGGAUAAUUUGGUGGGGCGUGUCAACGGAUUUAUGUACUGGGGAAUCCAAGAAAGCGCCGCCGUGCUUGCCCUUGAGGAGGCCACUCUGGAAUACUCCCUUGUCAAGUUCCCGGAGAACAUAUGGGGGUUGUACAAUGAAGAUGACCGUACCUCUUGGGUCGUCGCCGGUGAGGACGGUGUCUUGUGCAUCGUCUGUCUGAUGAGCAACCAGCUCAAGGUCUUUGCACGAUGGCGCCAUGAAGGAACUGGAGAAGACGAGUGGGUGCUGGAAAAGACCCUGGGGCUGCAGGAGGCGACUGUCGGGUUACCAGGUCGUGAGGAAGGAUUUUUUGAGCAAGGCGCCACCAUUCUCACGGCAAAUUCCAUAUACGUUCUAGUGAGACCAAAGGAGAAGAAGUGGAUGUUCUCCAUCGAGCUUGACACAAUGAGGGUAGAAUGCGAGCACGAUAGAAACAACUAUGAAGGGCCAGCGUACCCGUACGAGUUGCCAUGGCCGCCGGUAUUGCCCGAUGAUCGUGGCAGGGAGAGGAGGUGAUAGGUAAUCGCCUGUGUAUUGUAGUAUUUCAGAAGAUUCAAAUAUAUUCUGUUUAUUUGCUAGCUUAAUGUCAAUAUCAGUUGACUCAAGACUACAAGGAGAUAUAUCAUCAUAAAUCUUGGCAUAAAGAUUGUAAGGAAUGAUAUUAAUGGGUGAACCAGGAUCGCACAAACAAAGAUACAGUACGUCUUACCAAAAGAACAUGACAAAACUUGU